Bemisia tabaci is the source of this 8403-nucleotide messenger RNA. The record is from RefSeq and is a predicted model, not a curated record. NCBI's taxonomy places the organism in Eukaryota, Metazoa, Arthropoda, Insecta, Hemiptera, Aleyrodidae.
UGUUUACAUCCGAAGGAAGAGGAGUCUGAUCGCAUUUUCUUCUGUAUUUUAACGAUUUUAUCCCUUUUUUGCCGUAUUUAUCUUAUCUUUUCGUGUGAUGCUAUUAUCUCCCUCCUUUAAUUAGUUAAUCGCGAAUUUUCCGAGGGCUAGUGCUUUCCGAUGUGUAUUUCCGGACCGCUGAAACACGGUAUAGCCUGGUCGUUUUCAUCAGUAAUUUUAAUUUUAGUUAGUGGACCGAACGAAUUUUUCAACGCGUGAUAAUUCGUGCAGUGUUAUUACGAUGUAAUUAACGACUACCGUCACGAAGGCCUGUUUUUGUGUGUGAAUUGUGAUGUUAGUUCUUCCCGUGGAAACUAAAAGUAGAUGAUAUCAUGGGUGAGGAUGAGUCCAGCGUACGAGUGGCCGUUCGGAUUCGGCCACAGAUCCCGCGGGAGGUGAUCGAUAUGUGCCGGGUGUGCACGACGGUGACCCCGGGGGAGCCGCAGGUGAUGCUCGGCUCGGACAAGGCCUUCACCUACGACUACGUCUUCGACAUGCACGAGACCCAGAGCAACAUCUACGAGAGAUGCGUCGAGUCCCUCGUCGCCGGCUCCCUCCAGGGAUACAACGCCACCGUCCUCGCUUACGGACAGACUGGCUCUGGAAAGACGUAUACAAUGGGCACAGGGUUCGACCUGGACAUCAACGAAGACCAGAUCGGAAUCAUACCUCGAGCCAUCGAUCACCUCUUCCGCGGGAUUGCUCAAAUCACAGAAGAAGCAAUAAAUGCGGGCGAUCCUCCACCCAGGUUCACAGUUGUCGCUCAGUUCCUUGAACUUUACAACGAGGAAGUCAUCGAUCUAUUCGACAACACCCGAGAUUAUGCCCUUAGUAAGUGUAAAAGUGGCAUCCGCAUCCAUGAAGAUUCGAAACAUUCUAUCUACGUCACCGGCGUUACGUCCAAAGUAAUUCACUCAGCCGAAGAUGCUCUGCAGUGUCUCAAGCAAGGUGCCUUGUCCCGAACAACAGCUAGCACUCAAAUGAACUCUCAAUCCUCUCGGAGUCAUGCUAUUUUCACCCUCCAUAUCGAACAAAAACGGCUGGUUAAAAUAGAGGAUGAAGAGGCGGAUUCUAAUUCAGAGUCAAUGACCAGCAGCGUAACAAGUACAGGGAACAGAGAGUUCGAAACUUUAAGUGCCAAAUUCCAUUUCGUGGAUCUAGCAGGUUCCGAGCGACUGAAAAGAACUGGUGCUACAGGAGAGCGAGCAAAAGAAGGCAUAUCAAUCAAUUGUGGUCUCCUCGCUCUAGGAAACGUCAUAUCUGCUUUAGGUGAUAAAUCGAAACGGGCACUUCAUGUCCCGUAUCGAGACUCGAAACUCACAAGACUGCUUCAAGACUCACUAGGUGGGAAUAGCCAAACUGUAAUGAUAGCUUGCGUUUCUCCAAGUGAUAGAGACUUCAUGGAAACAUUGAACACUUUAAAAUACGCCAACCGUGCUAGGAACAUUCAAAAUAAGGUCAUGAUAAACCAAGAUAAGUCCUCGAGAACCAUCCAGCUGCUGCGUCAGGAGAUUCAGCAAUUACAAUUAGAACUUUUAGAAUACAAACAAGGCAAAAGAGUCGUUAGCGAAGAUGGCACGGAAGCUAUCAAUGACAUGUUCCAUGAAAAUACAAUGCUUCAAACAGAGUUGAAUAAUUUGAGGACACGAGUGAAAGCAAUGCAGGAGACAAUCGAUACUCUUAGUGCGAAAAACUCGGAGUUACUAGCAGGGAAAGCCAUGGGUAAGUGGCUGAACUCUGGUGCUGGAGGCAGCGACUCGGAGAUGACUGGUAUGAUUCAAGGAUACUUGAAGGAGAUUGAGGAGUUACGUGCCAAACUUUUAGAAUCUGAAUUCCUUUGCGCUCAAUUACGGAAAAACUUCAGUCGAUCUCCCGCGCCGAAAAGCUUUCACAAUCCACUUUCACAUUCAAAUAGUUUUAUUUUGAAUCCUGUCAAUGAUACUUCAUCCGUAGGCAAUCUAAUUGCUGAAGCUAAGAAAGGCCUUCAAAAGGAUCUGGAAGCUCUCGCUCGUAGCCGCUGUGAUAGUGACAAUAGCUCAACAAAAAAAUACGAAGUAGGAGAAGAAAGUGAGAAUUCUGAGGAGAACGAAGAGGCCACAGAGUCGGACGAUGACUCGGGUGAUAAACAGAGUAACGAUGGCAGUGAGUUUAGUCAAGAAUUAGCCGAUUUAACAACGGACAUCAACUUAAAACAGAAGUUAAUAGAAGAACUAGAAAAAUCCCAAAAGAGGCUGCAAAGUCUGAAACAGCAUUAUGAAGAAAAGUUAAUGGCUCUUCAAGCGAAGAUAAAAGCAACGCAAGAUGAAAGAGACAAAGUCCUGGCCUCGUUUAGCAACCAAAACAACAAUCAGCCAAGUGAAAAGGUCCGUAAAGUCCGUGAUGAAUACGAAAGUAAACUAAACAACAUGCAGAGAGAAUUACGAACCCUGCAAUCUGCCAAAAAAGAACACGCCAAACUUCUUAGGAGCCAAUCACAGUAUGAAAAUCAAAUUAAAACCCUCAGGUUAGAAGUUGCGGAUAUGAAGAGGAACAAAGUGAAACUAAUCAACAAAAUGAAAGAAGAAAACACAAGGCAUAAGGAUAUGGAAAUGCGACGGAAUAGGGAAAUUGCUCAGUUGAGGAAAGAAUCCAGGAAAGCGGAGAACAUGAUCCGAUCGUUGGAAGCUGAAAAACGAGUCAAAGAUGUCGUGUUGAAACGGAAGCAGGAAGAAGUCACCGCCCUGCGAAAGCAAGCCCGAGGAGGUCUCAGCACCAAAGCAGCUGGUAGGAUUUUAACCUCUAAAAUUGUUAACGGCAACACAACAACGGUCUCGCCCAAAAUCGCAAAACAUAAGUGGCAGUCGCUUGAAAAGAACAUCACCACAAAUACUCUGAACAAACAAUCAGUCGUCGCUCUAGAGAGGGAUAUGGAAAGGCUAAUGGCGGAACGGAAAGAGUUGCAUCAGGAUAAAGAAUCAAAAAUUAAACAACUUAACGAAGUGAAAAGGCAGAACCCCCGUGAUCCAAGCAUUCCCGAUAUCGAAGAAGAAAUCGAAACUCUGCAAUUGAACUUAGACUACAUUCACGAUAGUAUUAAAGAAGUCCAGCGCAACAUCAUCGAAGUCGAAGACUCUAAAGUCGUGCUGGACAGCACCGACUUGGUUUCUGGUAUCCAGGAUCUGAGCGAAGCCUCUUACUUAAUAGAAAAAUUGUAUAAUUCAACGUUGCAUCACUCAUGUUUAGCAGCGCAAAAGGAAGCAGCCGUAAAAGAACUGGAAGCUCGCUUGAAAGAAAUCGAAAAGGAUAAUGAACUGCAGCAACAGCUACUUAAACACAUGUUGGACAGGGAUGAUGCUGUGAUGGUAGCGAGUGUUACUAGCAAUGGUAGUCAUCAACCGGGUCUACGAGAUAGCUGUAAUAGUUCAGCCGCGUCCUCUAGGUCUCCUUCUCCAACUCAAGAUAAUGGUAAUUUGAAGCCUCUAAGUGUUACUGCUCCUACUAGUCCUGCAUCUGGAAAGCACCGACGGCGCUCCGCUUACCAGGAAGAUUUAUUGUUUGGCAAACAACCUCCCCCUGUAGAGCUCUUGGGUGAUGCAGACAACGGUCUCUCCGGCCCUGAUAUAUUGAUGGCGCCGCCUCAUAAAGCGAGCAUCAUGCGAGUUCCUUCUGUCCCAGCCGCCAACAAAAAUUUGUAUACUAAACCAGACCUGCUAAAGCCCUCGCCAGUGCUGAGUCGGAGAAAUUUCGAACCACCCAGUUCGCCGCGGUUAAGACGUAAUACUUUCGUUAUUAACAGUUCAACAAAUCUGCUUGGCAAAUCUGGCUCUAUGGAUCAGGGUCUGGACAAGAGCCCUCCUAAUUCACCCCCGACUUACCGGAGAUUGACAAGCAGAGAGGAGAACGUCUUCUCGCGUCUUACGUCCGGAACCACCGUGUCGAACGACCAGCAUAGAGGCAAGGGCGUCAUCCAAGUCUACCAAGGGAGGGCAAGCGUUAGGUCACCUUUAAUAUGUACGCAUGUAGCUACGGGCCAUGCUCGAGCCGUGCUUGCGCUAGAUGCUUCAGAGGACUUACUAUUUAGUGCUUCCCGAGAUAAAACCGUCAAAGUUUGGGAUCUGCACGAGGGCAAAGAAGUGCAGUGCCUAUACGGACGGGAUAUAGUCGUGGCUGUGAAAUAUAAUGAGGCAACUCAAACAAUUCUGAGCGCUUCCUCUGCUCAAGUGAGAAUUUGGGAUUUGCGGAGUCCUUCGUGUAUCAAAACGCUGUGGUCAUCGGGGCUUGUAAGUAAUGGCCACAUGAACACAGCACAAAUGCCCACCGGAGAAACGCAAGUGAACGAUAUCGCUAUUAACAGCUCCGGUAAAAUCCUAUACACCGCCGCAGGAGAUAAGGUCAAAAUGUGGGAUAUGCGAAGGUAUGCUACAAUAGGCAAAUUAGUUGGCGGGCAUACAGCGGCUGUGAUGUGUUUGGCUGUGGAUGAAUUUACCCCCGGUGAGGACAGAGUGGUCACCGGCUCAAAGGAUCAUUAUGUUAAGGUUUUUGAAGUAGCCCAUCAAACAGGAGGCAGUUGUGCUCCCCGUAUCAAUUUUGAACCUCCCCAUUAUGAUGGAGUCCAGUCUCUAGUCGUCAGGGAUAACAUAUGCUUCUCUGGAUCUCGUGAUUCCUGUAUCAAGAAAUGGGACAUCGAUCAAGAAGUCCAAAUACACUCUGUGAGGAAUGCCCACAAAGACUGGGUCUGCGGACUGGCAUAUGUUCCUAAUCAACCACUGCUGAUGUCCGUCUGUCGAAGUGGUUCCUUGAAACUGUGGUCCUCCGAUACCUGUUCUCUCCUAGGUGAAAUGAAAGCACACGAAUCGUCAAUCAACGCAAUAGCCACAAAUAGCUCCCUAGUAUUCACAGCUGCCAACGACACAACUAUUGGUAUUUGGCGUCUGAAUAACCGUCGAGAAAUGCUGAAUGAUUUAACAUGACAGGUCUCCCUUCCAAUCGUCAUUCUCCUAACGGCCAUUAUUUUUAUUUCCGGGACGUCACCGUUAUACCGUUAUACAUGAUCUUACUUUUGCCAAGUUUCAACAAUGUAUGACUUGUCAAGUGUCUUGUCUCAGUGCAAUCGUAAUAUUCUAACUUAUACAACAUUUCUGUCACGGACGUCUUACAUUUCAACAGGUCAUAUAAACUUAAAAUUCAUUUAGUAGACUUAUCUCACUUUUUAAACUUGAAUGAGAAGGAAGGGCAGUUUCUAGCCUUGCCGUCAACACAUAAUAGACUAGGUUGAUGCAAUAGCGGAUCAGAAUUUCACAUACCAACUAAACCAUCAAAUUACCACAUCACAAUGCUCAACAUUAAUUAUGGGAAAAAGUGAAAGAAAACAUUUUUCCCCUAAAAAAUCUAAGUGGUUUUAUUUUAAGAUCCUUGGUCUUCUCUAUAUCUUUUAUUUUUAUUUGAAAGACAAUUCAUUUUUUCUAGCAUGUGUCGCAUGAUGGAAGGCAAAAAGCUCUACCGUGGGAACUAUCCUCCGCCUUCUCUAAAGACUGUUUAAGUAUUUAACUCAGGAAACUCACACAUUCCUGUAAAUUUUAUUUUUAGUACUGAAAAAUUCAUUUUUCAUUUAAUUCAAAAGCUCGGAUGCUUAAUUUUAUCUUCAUGAUUGCGGCAAAGAUUUUUUUACUGCGUGAGAAGUUGUUGAUAUUUUUAGUUAAUUACUUUGUUCUUGUCAUUUGUUAUUUUUAUUCGUGUUCUUUUCAGAUUUUUAUUCCUAUUAGCCCUGUAAAUACCUUAGUUUUUUUUAUUAAUUUAUUGAAAGCUGAGUCCUAAGAUUAGGGUGCAGCUCAUUGUUUGAUGCAUUCAAAUUUUUAAAAAAAAAUCUGCUCCCACCAUCUCAAAAAUUCAUCCUUAAGAUAGGUAUCUCCUUUUUUCAUAUUUACGUAAACAUGAUUCAAAAAAUGUGUUUUUUAUGGUUUGAAUUUUCAAAAUACUGCUAAAAUUCAUUUCAUUUUUGGCCAAAGAUGUUUAAAAGGCAUCGGUGUUUCGUAAUCAUUGAGUUAUCUGCAAAAGCUGCCGGAUCAGAAAUCUUUUUUAGUACGUGGCAGUAGAACCUUUUACAAAAUUUUGAUGGAUCAAAAAAUGAGCAAUAUUUUGUCAUGCUGCGUGCUCUAGUUUUUUUUUUAGAAAAGAUGUCCUCCAAUGGUGCCAAAAAUUUUAUUUGUACCAAGCAUUGUGUAAACUUUUGAAUUCUAUUACCUCAAAGUGGACAGAUUCAACCCGAAUCAUCCUUUCUAUAUGAGACGCUGCUUAGUUUCCUCUCGUGUCUUGUUUUUUAACAGAAAUCUAUGGAACAUUUUACUUCGAAAUUUUGUACAUUUAUUUAUAAUAAUCGAUGGAAAAUUAACAAAAAGUUCAAAAGCAUCAUUGUGUUAAGAUUUCUGUCAACAAAAUAAAACGUGAGAGGAAAUUAAGCAACAUGUAAUGCAGUUAGGCCGAAUCCUGUUAAAUACUCUCCUUGUCGUAAUUAUUCCCCUUGGUUUUAAGUUUUGCAUGCACAAAACUUCAGAGAAGGCAGAUUUAUUUCCAAGGAACAAAAUUACCCGGGCGAAUAAUAAAAAACAAUAUUUCCACUACCCUCAAGGGAAGCUUUGAAAGUAAAAAUGCAAAAAUAAGCCGCUCCUUCAUUCCCAGAAAAGGUCAAUUCUCCAUUUUCUUAAGUACUUUUAAGUCGUUUCUUCCAGAGACUAGAUAUGCGACUUAUACUUGUAUGGACUCACAAUCAGAAUAAUCACCAAGACUCUAAUUUAACUUAAACAGUGCAGGUUGAUCUCUGUACCUUUAAGGCGCAAACCAAAAUGAGGUAGUAAAUUUUGGGGAAGGGGGCGAUUGCAACUUUUAUUUUAGACAUACUGACCUUAGAGGAAUUUUUUGUGUGUCUUCAAAUGUGUCAUCAGAAAAAAAAAAUGGAGUUGUUAGUCUCGUUUUUCUUUCCUACAACUUGGUUCUCUACAAACAAGAAUAAUGGAGACAUUGUCAAAUUUCGUAUUGUCAUGAUCCGACCAACUCGCAAAGGAGAAACUCUCACUAUAUUUUCAUAAUAGACGUUGUUUUUGAUGCGAGAAAAAUUUGUUAAAAACAAUUGUAGGUGGUUGUCAUAAAUUCUUCAUUCAAACUGCCAUAUCCAGGCCAAUUUUUUUUCAAAUAAGCUAAUCUUUGUCUCAAUAGUUUUCUCUUAAUGCCCUCUUUCAAAUGAAACCAAGAGCAACUUUAUAAGUUGUUCAGUCUGGUAAUUUUAGUACUAUUCUGGAUAAUUUUGGGGGACCGCCUAGGUCAAGAAUUUGCUUGUUAUGUUCAAUUUUGUUUUAAAGAUCCCAUGUUACCCUGCCAUACUCCAGAAAAAUUCCGAAUUAGCAUUCAAAUUUUACAAAAUUAAAAUUAUAAUGGAUAAAAUAUCAAUUUUCUGGUUGUGAGUUUUCAUCUCUGAAUAUGUCAGGUAUAUUUUUCGCAAUUUGUUUCAUUGUAUUUGAUAAUUUAAACGAAAAUUAUUCUUAACUUCCCCAAAACUAAAUAUCAUUUCCUAGAAUUUCGUCAGCACUUGAAUGCGAAUAUGAUGUUUUCCUGUAGAGUUUUGUUACCACAAUCAAAAUUGGUCAUCAAAAUGACUGUCAAGUGUUGUUGAUCAAAAUUAAGAAAGGCUGCUACUUUUUUAUUUUCUUUACUACUUAACAUAAUUCGCCAGCGGAGUAUCUAAAGUCAUUUAUUUGAUACUGGGUUCGCGAUUCAGCUGCACCCCAUAGUUUUGAAACGGAAACACUUAGCAGUCGCAUUGAUGAUCCAUAUUGAUCAUGAGAAUCUAACCUAUCAUGGCAGUAUAACAAGGGUCGUCAAUUCAAAAAAACAUCAGCAAGAUCGUAAAUUUAAGAUCUCUGAUUUUGAAUGACCAGGUAGACAAACUGAAAAUGAUGAGCUUGGUGCAAAACGGUGCAGCUUGCACCAGUAUUUUUCUCUUUUUUUCGAGAUAAUAUUCACCGCAACGGUGUAUUUUUCUUUGAAACAUCUUGUACUUACUAAUAUUUUGCAUGUUACAACUCUGUACACACAUAUCUAUGUAAAUAAGUUUUGUACCUGUGUAAUAUAUGUGUAAGUGAAAUACUAAUAUUUUUCAGGCGGAAUCUGAAUCGAGAAGAUUUAAUUCCGAUCUUGUUUGAGUUUGUUGGUUUGAACUGUUUCUGGAUAAAUUCAAUUGCUCUGCUUUUUUAUACCUUUUUUGUUAAUUUUUAUAUAUUUUAUCUCCAUUUUAACAAAUUUUGUCAACCACGUACAUUUAUUUAACAUACUUGAAUCCAAUAGCUGAGUGUUAAUGAAAGAUGGAAACAGUAAAGAGAGAAUUUUAAAUAACUA